Lindgomyces ingoldianus is the source of this 327-nucleotide messenger RNA. RefSeq lists its product as uncharacterized. The transcript is spliced from 4 exons. The record is from RefSeq and is a predicted model, not a curated record. NCBI's taxonomy places the organism in Eukaryota, Fungi, Ascomycota, Dothideomycetes, Pleosporales, Lindgomycetaceae. Bases 1 to 327 code for a protein of 108 amino acids.
AUGCAAACUCCGCCAAACCCCUUCUACCUCUAUUUAUCGUUUCUUACAACGCCCUCGAUGCGAUACAACAACCAUCUCAGAACAAAGAUCACAGACGAAUCAGUAGCGGUUGUCAAGUCAUCUACCCACUCACCCGUGUCAACGUCUAGGACCAAGGACAAAUGUCAAGAUCGGAGAACUCGGGCGAGGACAAGUCAUCAGUUGCCCUCCACCCGCCGUCUACCUAUGAGUCGAAGACGAAAACCUCUUACAGCCUCUCCUGCGACCUUUCACGAUGUAGUUGAACUCCGAAUUUCUAUCCCAUGUCAUAUUCCCCUUCGGGUCUGA